AGCCAUUGAAGGCCAUUUAUCUUUAAUCAGAGAGAGAGAAAAUAUAAUAGAGACAAAAAAAAGAGAGGAGAUGGUGGAAGAGGAAAGAAGGGAGAUCCUUGAGUACAAGAGGGGUGAGUUAGAGGAGGAGGAGAAGGAAGAUGACAAGGAGGACAUUCUCCCACCUGAUAAAAGUAUCAGAAGGAGAGCUGUGGGCUGGGUGAAUAAAACAUGGGAGAAGAGGAACCUCAGAAAGAUAGAGAGAACGUAUCAGAGAGAGGCUGAGGAGGGCCAUAAGAUCGUCCACAUAGCCAUCCCUGGACACACAAGGCUAACAACCACCAUGACCAGGGCAGAGAGAGAGAGGGAGAAGAGGAAGGAGCUGCUGAAGGCUGAGGAGAGAAGGAAGAAGAUGGAGGAUUUCAAUAAGCAGUGGAGAGAGCGGUCCCUGCUUAAAAAACAGACUCUUCAAAAACUGAAGGAGGAGGUGGAGAGGAUGAAGGAAAACUACCUGGAUCAGAUUAAUCUGGAGGCUGAUACUCAAAUCAACACUGGAUCUGCUGAUGGCCACCAGGAAAGGCCAAGGAGGCAACAGGCAUGGGCAGACAACCAGGAGGGGAGUUCAGAGAACCAGCAGGAGGGGCCAGAGAACCAUCAGGGGGGGCCAGACAGCCAGCAGCUAGAAGCUCCAGAAGAGGCUGACACAUCAGAGCCAAUCUCCAACACAAAGACAAAGAAAAAGCCAAGCAUCUGGAAGAAAAUUAGGAUGAGCAUUCCUGACGUGCUGUCUGCCUAGAGCUGGAACUCAAUGAAGCCACAGUUCCACUGAGGUUACGUUGGUAAUUAAAAGUGUCGCCCAAUAAUUCCUCCUCCUCUUUAAGUCAUCGAGCCACAUUUCCUCCUCAAAACAUUAUAGUCUCCUCAAGCCAGCAAGUAUCCUCAUUAUCAGGCAACAAACCAUCGAAGGUCAGUGACCCUCCUCCCAAGAACAGAGACUCUCAUCUGUAUCCUAGUUAAAUUCAUCUCUGCUUACCACCUCUACAGUCCUAGAAAACAUCCCAAAAAUGGAAAUGGUUUCAACAGAAGUCCUCCCCUCAGACCAGUGGCUCCACAGACCAGAGUUUCUCAUCUUUAUUCUAGUUGAAUGCAACUCUGAUCAUUUCCGCCACUUCUCCCGUUAAGGGGAGGUGCUGAAAAGGAGGUCUGGGAGGAGGUCUGCAGGUAGCCUGGACCGGACCGGUAGCAGCUAAGUUGCUGGCUCCAUCCCCGGGCAGAGCUGCUCAAGUCAGGCCAGUGAUGUUUGAUGAUGUCAUUUUUGUUACAAAGUUUUAUUCAUUAAUA
Molecule: messenger RNA, 1320 nt
Organism: Oncorhynchus gorbuscha (pink salmon)
Lineage: Eukaryota; Metazoa; Chordata; Actinopteri; Salmoniformes; Salmonidae
Product: chemotaxis regulatory protein ChePep-like
Exons: 3
Coding region: 71-775 (234 amino acids)
Source: RefSeq, a predicted model, not a curated record